Messenger RNA from Bombina bombina (fire-bellied toad), 693 nucleotides. It is a transcript of the gene FKBP11, whose product is annotated as FKBP prolyl isomerase 11. The transcript has 6 exons. Lineage: Eukaryota; Metazoa; Chordata; Amphibia; Anura; Bombinatoridae. Gene Ontology annotation, biological process: protein peptidyl-prolyl isomerization. Gene Ontology annotation, molecular function: peptidyl-prolyl cis-trans isomerase activity. Bases 90 to 671 code for a protein of 193 amino acids. The record is from RefSeq and is a predicted model, not a curated record.
UUGCCACGCUCUCUGCUUACUGCUCUUUCUCUCUUUAUUACACAUCGGCAGCUGUCUCAUUACCUAUAUCCAGCUCUCUCUUCGAGACCAUGUUAAGGGGUUUCCUCCUGCUUCUCCUCCUCGCCUCUCCAUUUAUCGGUGCUAAAAGCGAGGAGGAAGAGGAUGAAAAUGUGACUGAACUUGUGAUUGAAAGCCUGGAAAAGCCGGACUCCUGUGCAGAGACUGCGGAUAUGGGGGACACCGUGCACCUACACUACACGGGAAGGUUAGACGAUGGCCGUGUUAUUGAUAGCUCCUUAUCUCGGGAUCCCCUAGUACUGGAACUUGGAAAGAAACAAGUAAUACCAGGUCUGGAAAAGAGUCUAAUAGGAGCAUGUGUUGGAGAAAAGCGUAAAGUGGUGAUCCCCCCUCAACUGGCAUAUGGGAAAAGGGGAUUCCCACCAUCCAUACCAGCUGAUGCGGUGCUACAGUUUGACACAGAAGUGCUUGCUCUUUUCAAGCCCACUCCUUGGCAGACACUGAUGAAUGAUGUGCUCCCCAAACUCUGCAUUGCCUUGGUACCAACUCUAUUAGGGCUUAUCGGAUAUCACCUCUACUCAAAAUCCAAGAGUCCUACAGUGUCCAAGAAAAAACUCAAGGAAGAGAAAAGGAACAAAGCCAAAAAGAAAUAAAAAACAUAUUUUUUUCUCAUAA